GCCACUGAUACGGCUGUAUAAAGCUCCCUGCUUUAAAGAUUGACAAGCUGAAAAAGCGCUUUAACAACCAAGAACAGAAAGGCUUUAGUGGCAGUUAUGAGUCAAAAAACAACCCUUCCACUACGAGUGGAGGAAUGGACAAAAGAUGACGUUCAUCACUGGUUAACUAAAGUGGUUAAAACAGAUAAAAAUUAUGCAGAAAAGAUAUAUGAUGGAGACGUAUCUGGAGAAGAACUGGUUUACUAUAAGCGAGAGGAUCUGCUUGACCUUGGAAUUAAGCAUGGUCCAGCUGUUAAGAUUAUCAAUCUAUUAAAGGAGUUAAAACAGCAUUACAAUCCUGACUCUGAAUCACCUGAAUAUUCACAAACAAUGCAAGAAGAGGACAAGAUAGCAACUGAGGAAAUCAAAAACAUUUUAACACAUCAACCACAAAGACAUACAGCUAAAAAAUCAACGAAUAAAGAAAAAUCUGAAAAAAAUAGACACUCCAAAAGUAGUCAAGUGGCAAACAUUGGGGAUGGUUCUUUGAGAUUAAGAACCGAUAAUGCGGAUUCCAAACCAAAAGAAUCAUUAGAGCCUUCACAAGAUAAAAAGCCUAAACAAUCUUCCAGCCAUUCAGCCUCCAAAGAAACUAAACAAAAAGAGUCAGCAAAAAAGAAAACAUUGGUCAUUAAGGCAGAUAGCAUAAUUGAUAUAAAAAAAACUGAUUCUGCAUCUUCUGAACAUUCCCAAACACACCAUGAUGAGGAAAAACUGGACAAAAUUGAGGAAAUCCAAGACACUUCAACAGGUCAAACGCAGAUAUCUACAAAGACAGGUAAGAAAUCUACAAGAAAAUCAAGCAAAAAAAGAAGAUCUAAGAAUCAGACAUUAAACAUUGAUAAAGAUUUAACAGAUUUGACCCCAAAUGCUCAAAAAGAUGAUUGCCAGAAAAAAGAAGAAUUAAAACUGUUACCAUCUCAAGAAAAAAAAAUUGAAAGUUCCAGUCAAAAGGAAGUCAAAUCAAACUCAAAUGAAUCUGAAUCAAGACAGUCUCUUGACUUUAAACUGUUAGUCAACAAUGCAGACAAAACAACUGAAAGAGACAGGAGCACAAGAAAGCCUGGACAACACUCAUGUAGUCUCUAUCCAUUUGACCAGAGCUCUGCUUCUCAUCGAUACAUUCAAAACUACACUUUACCACCAGAGACUGGACCAGGUAAUCUGAUUGAUCCAGUUCAUGAGUAUAAGUUCUUGGGCAGAACAGAUGAUAUAACUGUGAUAAAGAAGAAGUUCAAUAAAGAGGUGUUUCGCUUUGCUGCUGGCUGUAUGAACAGCCGUACAAACGGAACCAUCCACUGCGGUGUUGCAGAUUGUAAAAGUUCUGAAUAUGCCCAUGGUGAGAUUAUUGGGGUAACUGUUGAGAACAAGGACAUCAUCAUUGAUCACUUUAAUCAAGACAUUAAAUCAUUCUUUGAAGAUCAUCCAGAAGAAGCAAAGGCGUGCAUCAGACAACCUCGCUUUGUAGAAGUUCUCUGUCCUGAUGGUACUCUCUCUGGAAAAUAUAUCAUAGAGGUGGAUGUUGUUCCAUCCCACAGCAUAGUUGAUGGAAAACUAUUUUAUAUCCAGACUCUUGAUGAAGAGAAUCAAUGGAAAAAGAGCAAAGGAAAAUCACUUUUCAUCAGAGAGGGAGCAUCAACUCGUGAUAUCUGUAAAAUUGGUAAUCCGAGAGAUCUGCAAUCUGAAUUAGCUCGAGUAAAUACAAACGUCAAUGUUCUGGACAACAGGAGGAAAGAGGCUGAAAAGAGACCCGAAAGCAAAAGAACAUCAAAUCAAGGGGAAAAGCUGAAGAAUCUGCUGACAUGUGGAGGAAACAGACUGGAUCAUUACGAUUAUUUCAUCAUUGUAACAAACAAAAGUCACCCUGAACAGCUCCAGCAUCUUCAGUUCAUGACAACCUUAAAAUUGUUCUGUGUGCUGGACUUUGAUCCAGAUUCGGUAGUAAAUGGAUCCUGCCACAACUACAGAGAUGUCCGAGUUGCAAACCUUCACACACCAAGUCAGUUCCAUGGGGAUCCAGGAACAAUAGUGAAAAAUCUCAACUUGUACAAACAAACAAGUUGGGUAUUCUGUAACGGGAGAAAAGACCUCAAUACAGAAUCUGACAAACCACUCAAACCAAGUGAAUGGCUAAAACAGAAAGCAGGAGAGGUACAAGACAUGAUCUCGUUCCUCUGCAACCCUGACACUCUUCCUAGAGGACGAUUCUUAGUCAUAUUUCUCCUCCUCUCCACUGUCGAGGCCAUGAAUGACCCAAUGUUUGACACUUUUAUGUCAUUUUAUAAAAACCUUGGUGGUACAGAAAACAUUGCAACCAUUUGCACUUCAGUAGAUUCCUUUAAUAAAUGGAGAGAUUACAUUCAGUCCAGAUGUGAACACGACAUCAGUCAGCAGAGUAUAUAUGAUCUGGAGCUCAGCGAAAUCAAUGGGACGAUACUGAAACUGGGACAGAACAAGCAAAAUGCUCAGAGACUUCUUCCAUCUGCUGAAGGCAGUUCAGUGAUUCUGCAAAAAAAAGAUGAAGACCUCAUGACAUCCCUUGAUAUCCUCUGUGAAAAUGAAUGUGAAAAUGAAUAUGACGAGAGCUCUGCAGAAUUUGAAGAGUUCAAAAUUAAUACAGAGUCUGAGUUCUACAGGGGAGGCAAAGUCAAAUGGUGGAACUUUUACUUCUCAGAGCAACCUGCAGCAAAACCAUUCAUAAAACGAGACAAACACUCAAAACUAGAGAAAAGUAUCAGAUCUCAAAUCAAAGAUCCCACAAGUACUUGUGUCAUGGUGAAUCUGUUUCAUCACCCUGGCUGUGGCGGCACUACCAUGGCCAUGCAUGUGAUGUGGAAUCUGAGAAAAGAAUUCAGAUGCGCUGUGUUAAAAGACAACACUGUUCCAAAGGAAGAAGUGGCCAAACAGGUUGCUCAUUUGAUUAAAUGUGGAAAAAAUGAAAAUUCGUUAAAAACCCCAGUCCUCAUAUUAGUGGAAGAUUCAGAAGAAACAGAAAACACACAAGAACUACAGAACUCCUUGAGGAAAAUCAUAGGAGAAACAGGUGCAUUUGUCAUCAUCUUAAACUGCAUACGUACAAAAACUCCGAAAUUAAGAUACAACAACAGUGUUAUUGAGACCGAGUUCAUUACUGCAGAACUGUCUGACAAGGAAAAACAAGCUUUCGAAAUGAAGCUUGAAGAACUUCAAGAAAUAAAGUCCUUCACAACUGAGAAUUUCUACAGUUUCAUGAUCAUGAAAACAAAUUUCGACCCCAUAUAUGUUGAAAAUGUUGCAACUAACAUACUAAAAGAUUUUGGAGUUGAAACCAAACAAGCACACCUCUUCUGCAUGCUGGCUUUGCUAAAUUCAUAUGUGCCUGAACCAGCCAUUUCAAGAUCUUUAUGUGAAGAUAAUGCCUUUCUGGGCAUUAAAACUGCAUUGUGGGGAAGAGAAUCAGUGCUGGAGAAAAUGGAGCCCUACUCCUGUUUGCUGAUUGAAUUUGGGGCAGAGGAAUAUGGAGGAUUCAAAGCAAUUCGCUUUGUUCAUCAAUAUCUUGCAACAGAAUGUGUGAAAAAACUAGAAGAGACAUAUAACUGCUCCAGAGCUGACACUGUGCUUGACAUGUUGCAUUGUGAUGUGCUUUUCAGAACUUUUGCAGUAAAAGAUGUUUUUGUUCAAUCGAUAAAAAGCAUGUUGAUCACUCGUCACCGCAAGACAGAAGACAAUGAGAAAGAUACACUGUUUUCUCCACUGAUAGAGGACAUCAACUCAAGACAGGAUGGUCUGAAAAAGAUUCAAGAAAUCUUUACUGCAGCUUUGCAGAGGUUUGAUAAAGACUUCACAAUUCCUCAAGCUCUAGCAAGACAUUUGUACCUUAAUGAGAAGAACUUUGCUGAAGCUAAAAAAUGGGCAAACAGUGCGAAAGCCAUCAAAGAAAAUUCCUACACUGUAGAUACAGUUGGACAAGUCUCAAAAAGUGAAUUAAAACAUAAACUUGAGUGUAAAAAAAAAGAAGACAAACAAUACACAGCUGAAGACUUGAGGGAUUAUCUUGAGUCAGCAAGCACAGCAACCAAAGCUUUCAGAAGAGCUCAAAGCCUGGCAAAGACAGAUGAUGUUCUUGAAACCGAAGAGAAACUUCACAAAAAGUUGAGCCCAUAUAAUAUAUCGGGCUACAUGGGUGAAAUUGACACAGCCAUGAUUGUUUUUGACAUUAUCAAAAAACUCCCAUUGUUUAAGAAAGAUGAUCCAAUGAAAGACCAUUACAUCCAGAGCUUCCUCAAAGGAAAUCUGUCUUGUGCAAACAUCCCAGUUUCCAAAACUGAAUCCAAUGAUGCAUUGGUUUCAGUUCUUCUGGACUAUGAAGUCUUUCUGGCGUCCUUAAAAUCACAAGUAAAAGAGGCAUUUGACUUCCUUGAAAUUUACUUCACUUACAUGAGAGAGAAGGGGGUGGAUGAUGGGAAAGACAUAAAGAAUCACAAAAAGAUCUCUACACAUUAUCAAAAUUACAUCUCAUUAUUCUGCACCUCAGCAGAAGAAAAACAAAAAGAGAGAAAGCAAAAACCUAAACUAAGUUUGAACAUGGAGAUUGAAGAGUGCCGAAUGUUUCUAGAGGAAAAAAGGGCAGAUACAUUCCCAGGCCUUCUCCAGUUUUUAGAGCACAGAAAAGAGACAGUGGAAAUGAUUGCUGAGAAAUACUCAUUCAUACAUGAGAAAUCUGUCAUUAAAACUACAAAAGACAAAACAAAUCAUCUGCUUGCACAUAUUAUACUUAAGCUAAUUUCCCCAAAGUCAAAGCUGGCAAAAUCCCUUGAUGACCUAUUUAAGCUAUUAGACGAAAUUCUGCAAGAAGCUGGUACACAGCUUCAAUACCCAGAGCCGUUCUAUCUGGCCAUACUCUUGCUCUGGCCACAAAAAAAUGAAACUAGACAAAUGAAACAGCAAAACAGCACUAGAAUAAAGUUUUAUGUUGAUAAAAUUAGAAGUUCAGCAAGAAAACAACUCUCACACAUGUACAGAACAAGAUCAACAAUUGCACACUUCUUUCUGGGACAAUCUCCUGGAAUACAGAGGCUGGUGACAAAAGUUUCUCUUGACAGAUCUAUAAGUAGUGUUAGAGAACGCAAUCUUCUUUGGCAACGAGCAGAAAUCUUUAAGGAACCCUUUAUUAAAAAAACUCUCCUCAGAGUUGAUGGUACUAUUGAGCAAGGUGAGGUCUUCACAGAGUAUGGAAGUCUUAAGAUCCCUGUUCGUCCUGCAUUUCUUGGUGGAGUGAGAAGCGGCUACAGCACUGAGAAAGUGUCCUUUUUCAUUGGGUUUGCCAUGGAUGGACCACUUGCUUAUGACAUUCAAUAUGAGGACGAUCAAUAGAUAUAUAUGAUGUAUAACAAUGGUGUGUAGAAGCACAAUUUUUCUCUUAAACUCUAUUAUAUUAUAUUGAAAUUCUAUCAGAUAAAUUUUACUCUCUUUGUUUAACACAGUAGUGAAAAUAGUUUACUUAUAAAUUACUGUAUACAGUAUGACAUUUAGGGUGUACUCACACAAGACAUGGUUGUCUUAAACCGUGCCUAGGCUAGAUUGUCCCCUCUCCUGCACUCGCAUUGCAUUUUUUGCCUUCCGAGCCAGAGCACACUUACUUCAUCGAUGCGACUGUUCAUUUUAACAGAAGAGAAGCACUCUAUCCAUUUGUAUUAUUUUGAUAUGCAGAGACACUGUCAAAUCUUUUGCUGAACAGAUCCACGCCUGGGCCCGAUCAGAGCCCUCACACUUGUCAAACAAACCGGAAAAUGGGGGGUCAAACAUGCCUGGGCACAGUUCAGAUAGCCUAGUGCGAGUACGCCCUUACAUUUAAAAGUCUUUGCAAUAUACUCAAUUCUCAUCAUUAUAAAACUGUAGUGACCACAUUUUUCCUGAAUACUCAAUGAUUGAUUGUUCUUUUUGGAUAUGCCAAAAAAAGAUGACAAAUGAUUCAAUGAUCAUGAAUUGAACACGACCUCAAAUAAACAUGUAUACUGAUUUGAUCUAUUGGUAUUGACUUGUGGAAUACAUUGACAAUGUAAAAUAAAAUUUACAUAGACAACUCACGCCAAACUCUUAAGUGUAACAUUUGAAGAAACAGUUCUCCUAAAAUUUCUCCAGUUCUCCGGCUGAAACAGUUCUACAUCUACACCUCCAUCAUUGAAUCAGUCAUCUGCACAUCAAUAACUGUCUGGUUUAGCUCAGCUACUAAAUACGACCUCCAAAGACUACGUCGAAUAGUUCGGACUGCUGAGCGAAUCACUGGUACAAUCCUUCCUACUCCCCAAGAACUGUACUUAUCCAGAGCGAGCAGAAGGGCUGCCAAAAUCACUCUGGACCCCUCACACCCAGCACACUGCCUCUUUGAACUUUUACCUUCUGGUCGACGCUACAGAGCACUGCGCACCAGAACAGCCCGACACAGAAACAGUUUCUUCCCUCAGGCAAUCCAUCGCAUUAACACUUGAUGAUAAUAAUUGCGGAACCAACAUCACUACUUGCCAUACACUUUUAUACACAUAUACACUUAUUUAACAACACACUUUACAUGCCAAUUUGCACAUAACAGCUGCACAUAUAACAUUGUAUAUAGUAAUAAACAUGUACAUACACUUGUCAAUCUAUAUUUGCACUCACUACUUCUAUUUUUUUAAAAUAUAUUUAUUAUCUGUUUUUUUGUCCUGUCUCUGUUAUCCUGUUACACUGUAGAAGCUUUGUCACGAAAACAAAUUCCUCGUAUGUGUGAACAUACCUGGCAAUAAAGCUCUUUCUGAUUCUGAAAA
Messenger RNA from Danio aesculapii, 6821 nucleotides. RefSeq names its product sterile alpha motif domain-containing protein 9-like. Gene Ontology annotation, cellular component: cytoplasm. Gene Ontology annotation, molecular function: protein binding. NCBI's taxonomy places the organism in Eukaryota, Metazoa, Chordata, Actinopteri, Cypriniformes, Danionidae. The record is from RefSeq and is a predicted model, not a curated record.